ACCGAUAGUAUCGCUUGAAAUCCAUGUUUUUGCAGCUCUAAUUUUUUGUGCGGUGGCGUCUAAUUGUCAACUUUUUACGUUCUUAAUUGGCCUAAACAAAGCAAUUGCACGAUGUUGAGCCGGAAGCGCCGGGCGAGCAGCAUAUCCAGCCGCCAGGACGAGGAUCCGCUGCAGCUGGACGACUCGACGCCGGAACAGUCGCCGGUGCAGCAGACGACUACACAAUCGGCGCGAAAAAAGCGCCGCUUGGAUCCCUCGGAGCUGUGCCAGCAGUUGUACGACUCGAUUCGGAAUAUUAAGAAGGAGGAUGGCUCCAUGCUGUGCGACACGUUUAUCCGGGCGCCCAAGCGCCGCCAGGAGCCCUCCUACUAUGACGUGGUGGUGAAUCCCAUAGAUCUGCUCAAGGUACAGCAGAAGCUAAAGACGGACUCUUACGACGAUUUGGAUGACCUGAUGGCGGACCUGGAGCUGCUCAUUGGCAAUGCCAAGGCCUUCUACAAGCCGGACAGCUGCGAGUACCAGGACGCCGUCUCUCUGUGGCAGCACAUCCAGACGCAAAGGCAGCGUAUUCUGGAGGCCAAUGGCCUGGCGGAGGAGGAGCCGCGCGCCAGGCGCAUGUCGCGGCAGGUGCGUCGCAUGACCAGCAGCAUGGAGCCUGGCAACGACACUACGGCGACGGAUGACGAGUACAAUCAGUACGAGGAGCUCUUUGCCACCAUUAUGACCGCCACCGAUCCGGUGAACGACAGGGCUAUGCAUCGCAUGUUCCAGCUGCUGCCCUCGAAGAAGAUUUACCCCGACUACUAUGAUGUGAUUGAGCAUCCCAUUGACCUGCGCCUGAUUGCCACCAAGAUACAGAUGAACGCCUACUCGUCGCUGUUGGAGAUGGAACGGGAUCUGCUGCAGAUGACCAAGAACGCAUGUUUGUUCAAUGAGCCCGGGUCGCAGAUCUACAAGGAUGCCAAGGCCCUGAAACGCAUCUUUACGCAGAGGCGUAUCGAGAUGGAGACGGGCAAGGGCAAGCUGGCCAAGAGGGUCAAGAGUCUGUCCAGUGCGGCUAUAGCAGCUCUUAAAGAAGAAGUAGACAGUACGGACGACGAGGAGACGAGCAAAAAGGGUGAAGGUCCCAUGUGGGCACUCUUCGAUCAUCUGUACAACGCACCAGGCACCUCUGAGCAUCCGGGUGUGACUGGCCCUCCUCUCGGCAACUCCCUCUGGAAGCUGCCAGUGCGUCGCUUCCAUCCCGAGUACUUUGAACUCAUCAAGCGACCCAUAUCCAUGAGCCAGAUCCACACCAAGUUGAAGAAGGGCGACUAUGCCAACAUCAGUGAUCUCACCGCCGAUCUGUAUCUCAUGCUGGACAACGCCAAGAAGGCGUUCCCUGCCAGCCACCGCACCCACAAGGAUGCCCUCAAGAUGCUGCGGCUGAUGAAUGCCAAACUGGUAGAGGAAUCCCUAGAGGAGACCAGUGACUUGGAGGAGGAUGAGGCGGACGAUGUGGACUCUGAGGUAUUUGCGGUCAGCACGCAGCCGGAACGUCGCAAGCCGGGGAGACCGCGCGUCAACUCCAACUCCAACUCGAAUGCCUCUCACACGCCGAAUAACUCGAAUUCCCCCAAAUCCAAUCGCAUUGCCAUCAAUGCGGCGAUCAAGAAGAAGAUCCUGAGCAUACAAAAAUAUCUGGUGGACUACUCGGUGGGCAAUCGUCGGCCCAUUGAGAUGUUUAUGGAGAAGCCGCCACGGAAGGUGUACCCGGAUUACUAUGACAUUAUUCAGAAUCCCAUUGACAUGAACACCAUUGAGCACAACAUACGCACAGAUCGCUAUGCCACCGUGGAGGAUGUGGUGUCUGACUACCGGCUCAUGUUCUCAAACUGCCGGCAGUACAAUGAGGAGGGUUCCAACAUCUAUGAGGAUGCCAAUACCCUGGAGAGGGCUCUAAACGAGAAGCUGAAAGAGUUCCCUGGCUUGGUGGAGGUGAAGAAGCCCCUGCAAAAGUACAGUAAGGUGGGCAGGAAGCCAAAGAUAGCUGUAAUCUCGGAUCGACUGUGGCAGUUCUACGAAACAGUAAGGGAGUACCAGGAACCCAAGGGCAAAAGGCAGCUGUCGCUGAUCUUCACAAAGCUGCCUUCAAAGAACGAGUACCCGGAUUACUACGACAUCAUCAAGGAGCCCAUAGACAUGGAACGCAUUGCCCAGAAGCUAAAGCAAGGAGCUUACGAGAGUCUGGAUGAGUUGGCGGCCGACUUCCUGCUAAUGCUGGAGAAUGCCUGCAAGUACAACGAGCCCGAUUCGCAAAUCUACAAGGAUGCGCUGGUUUUGCAGCAGUUGACGCUGCAGCUAAAACAGCAGCUGCGCAUUGAAAGAGACUCGCUACCCGAUGUUCCUCUGGCUGUUCAAGAGCUAUUCCUGACCCUGUUCACCACCUUGUACAAUCACCAGGAUGAGGAGGGACGCUGCUACUCCGAUUCCCUAGCCGAGCUGCCCGAGUACGAUGAACUGGGUGAGGGGCACAAAGUGCGUGGCAUCUCCCUGGAUCUGAUCAAGCGUAGGCUGGACAAGGGUGCCUAUAAGCGACUGGAUAUCUAUCAGGAGGAUAUAUUUGCUUGCCUGGAGAGAGCAAGAAAACUAUCCCGCACAGAUUCAGACAUUUUCCAGGACUCCAUUGAGCUGCAAACUUAUUUUAUCCGCAAAAGAGACGAGAUUUGCAAGGAUACCCUCAGCUCUCCGGCUCUCAGCUUCACUCUGGAACGCCUGCUGGCGGAUGUGGAGGUAAGUCGCCAGCAAAAGGCCCAGCAGGAGGAGCAGGAUCAGGAGCAGGACAAGGAGAAGGAUGAGUUCAACGGGGCCAAGGGCGAAAGCAUGACAAUCAACCAGCAGGUUUACUCCCCCGGUGACUACGUCUACGUGCAGAUGCCGGAGAACAAGAUCCCCUCCAUAGCCAGCAUAGAGCGCCUCUGGACAUCGCCCACCAACGAGAAGCUAAUGCAGGCCUCGAUCUUUGUAAGGCCGCACGAGACCUACCACGUGACCACCCGCAAGUUCCUCGAAAAGGAGGUCUUCAAGAGCAGCAUCUCGCAGACUAUCUCCAUGGACAAGGUCCUGGGCAUGUGCUAUGUGAUGAACAUCAAGGACUAUAUCAAGAUGCGUCCGGAGAGGUUGCCCGAGAAGGAUGUGUUUGUCUGCGAGUCGCGCUACAACAUCCAGGCUCGCUGCUUCAAGAAGCUCAAGAGUUGGCCGCCGAUGCGCGAGGGCAGCUCCAUUAAAUUUGUGCCGCGCGAGCAGCCUCUAGAGCUGAAGCGCGUGAUGUCCGUGUUCAAGGAGCGCCUGGAGAAGCACAAGGGCGAGCUGGAGGAGCUCAAACUGCAGGAAACGCUGGUGGAGAAGGAGAAGCCCAAUGUCUCGUGCGAUCCGCCGCCGAAUGCCGAGGACAGCAGCGUCUACUAUCAGCAGUACAACACCGUCUGCAGUGGAGCCAUCAAAACGGGCGACUUUGUGUACGUGGCCACCCAAACCGGUAAGCAGUCGGUGGCCCAGGUGCAGCAGAUAUGGGAGCAGAAUGGCAAGUCCUACUUCAAGGGCCCCUGGCUAUUACCUCCCAGCGAGACCACGCCCGGCCUGGGCAAGCAGUUCUUCCGUCAGGAACUGCUUUUGAGCACAGUAGAGGAGGUCAGUCCUGUGGUGGGCAUCGUAGGGCGCUGUGCCGUCCUCGAGUAUGCUGAAUUUAUCAACUCCCGGCCCACUGAGAUAUCCGAGAGUGAUGUCUACAUCUGCGAGUCUGUCUACGAUGAGCUGAAGAAGGCUCUGCGCAAGCUAGUGGCCGGCAACAUGCGCAAGUUCCAGCACAGUCCUGCCGUCACCGAAGAUGAGAUCUUCUAUUUCAAGACGCCCAUUAAACCAGCCAAGGAUGUGAAGAACGAGAUUAAUGAGCUGGGCAUGCUGGAGGACUCCAUGGACGGGGACACGCCAUCGCUGAGCUCGGACAUUGCGGCCAUGUCCUCGCCGGCUCCUUCGGUGAACUCAACGCCACUAACCUCCAAGAUCAAGGCGGCCAAGUCGGCCAAGAAAUGCCUCACCGGCUACAUACUCUACUCGAGUGAAGUCCGAAAAAGCAUUUGCCAGAGCAAUCCGGACGCCACCUUUGGAGACAUAUCUCGGAUGGUGGGCACCGAAUGGAAGAAUCUCCCCUCCAGCGCCAAGCAGAGCUGGGAGGAUCGCGCCAGCAGGCAGAACGAGGAGACGGCGGCCAUGCGCCGCGAGCUGGACGAUGCCCAGAACAGCGCCAGUCCCUCCCCUCAGGUCUCGCAGGAUGGACAGGGUCUGAUCUUUGAGUGUCAGUGGGACAAGUGUGACUAUCAGUUCGAGGAGCUAGGGGAUUGCACCGAGCACUGCAUGUCGGAUGCCAGUGGGCAUAUACAGCGUCAUCCGCAGGCAGGCGUGGAGAUGGAGUACGUGUGCCUGUGGCGCAAUUGUCCAAGGAUCAAAAAGUCCACCCAGGCCUUCCCCAAUGUCCUGCGGCUCGUCAAGCAUGUGCGCGAGGUGCACCUGAGCAAGUGCGGCAAGCAGUUGUCUGCCGGCGAGCGCAGCAAGAACUUUGUUUCACGCCGGCACAAAAAUGCCACACUGGCCACCACAGUGCCCAUUCCCUCUAGCAACUCGCAAUCUCCUCGUGGACCGAACAACCACGAGGCAUCCAUGCAUCUCCAGCACCAGCAGCAACACCAUCAUCAGCAACAGCAGCAGCUCAUGCACCAGCAUCCGCAGCAACAGACAAUCGUUUUGGGACCGCCCCCAGAGCCCCUGUUCGUCACCGUGCCACCGCGCACCACUCGCGUCAUCCACUCGGAGGCGUACAUCAAGUACAUCGAGAGCCUGCAGACGGGCAGCCACCUCAAUGUGGCCACCUGUCAGAACAACUGGCGCCGGGCCAUGACCCAUGUCACGCCGGCGCAAGUGGUAGCCAAGGCGCCGCUGCCCGAGCACUGGCUGGGACCUAAUCUACGCGACCAGGAGAAUGUGGUGCAGGCCCUGUGCCACCUACGCAACUUCAUGCUUGACGAUGUGCUGCAAAUACGCCGCAGCUGCAACUAGCCAAUCGUAAUCCUCUUAUAAGCCCAAAGCGUUCAGAGUUCGAUGUUAAAAUAUAAACAAAAACCAA
Messenger RNA from Drosophila kikkawai, 5158 nucleotides. RefSeq names its product protein polybromo (gene polybromo). Gene Ontology annotation, cellular component: SWI/SNF complex; RSC-type complex. Gene Ontology annotation, biological process: transcription elongation by RNA polymerase II; chromatin remodeling. Gene Ontology annotation, molecular function: chromatin binding; protein binding. The record is from RefSeq and is a predicted model, not a curated record. Lineage: Eukaryota; Metazoa; Arthropoda; Insecta; Diptera; Drosophilidae.